AUGUCCGUCUAUACUCCCACACUUCUUCCACGACCUCCGGUCUUCCCAACUCUCCUUCCGCGUCCACCCCAACCGCAUCCGGUGCCAUUCCCUCGACGUGGUACCGAGGACUGGCGACUGAACCUUCGACGCGAUCUUGUGCGGGACAUGGAGGACCUGAGUGACGAGGAAGCAGAGCUUGAGGACAUCACGAACGACGUGAAGAUCCGCGGGUACGGGUUCAUCGUGCCCAUCGGAAGGACGUAUACACAACACGAGGAGAAGAACGAUGCCGACGAGUCUGAAGAGGAUUCGGACCAAGCCGCGGCUUCACCAGUAGCCACGGACGAACCCAGUGAGACAGAAGAGGCAGAGGAAGAAGAGGAAGAAGAAGGCGCAGACCUUGACGCGGAGAUGGAAGAUCUCGACGAGCAACCGAGUUUCGGAGCAGCCUCUGACGGGGAGGAUCUCAUGCCGGCCAGUAUUGAAGAUAGUGAUUAA
Molecule: messenger RNA, 480 nt
Organism: Peniophora sp. CBMAI 1063
Lineage: Eukaryota; Fungi; Basidiomycota; Agaricomycetes; Russulales; Peniophoraceae
Source: the annotation of a GenBank genome assembly